This is a messenger RNA of Sitodiplosis mosellana (orange wheat blossom midge), 1797 nucleotides long. RefSeq lists its product as uncharacterized. The record is from RefSeq and is a predicted model, not a curated record. The transcript is spliced from 4 exons. Lineage: Eukaryota; Metazoa; Arthropoda; Insecta; Diptera; Cecidomyiidae. Bases 1 to 1797 code for a protein of 598 amino acids.
AUGGAGUCGUUGAAGGAAAUAGCUGCAAUGAUGAAGAACGAAGAUAUUUUAAUAGUAUCUGGGGAUUUUAAUUUGUCACGAUUGGAUUGGUAUACUGAUGAUGCUGAAGAUGCUGACAUAGCCAUUCCAAUAAGUGCUUCAUCUGAAAAAGAAAUGGUCGUUUUGGACACCUGUCAUGAUCUGGGCCUUGUGCAAAUCAACAAAAAUGGCAACUUGAAUGGAGCUAUGCUUGAAUUAGUUUGGACUAACAGCACCGAUUUCGUCAAUUGUUCCAAAAAUGAUUAUCACCUACUGAACCAGGAGUCACAUCACAUAUCUUACCGAGAUUUUACGAAUGCCGAUUACGAUACCAUAAAUGAGUCGCUGAAUGACGUCGAUUGGAUGGAAAUGUUUUCCGGUGAUGAUUUGGACUCGCAUAUCACAAAGUUCUACGAACUGAUUGAUUCAGUAAUUUCAUCGAAUGUUGUGAUGAAAACGAAGAAGCUUUCAAGUCACCCAAAAUGGUUUAAUAAUGACCUUAUCAAUUUGAAGAAUAGAGUCAAUAAUCAGUACAAAUACAUAGCAUCCAGACAUACCAUUGAAGAAAAAAACUACGCCAAAAAAGAACACUCCACAUUGAGAAGAGAAUACAAAAAGAGCGCACGUUUGGCAUAUAGAAACUACAAAAUUGAAAUGGAAAAUCUUAUCAACGAAGAUCCACAGAUGUUUUUCGAAUUCGUGAAUGGUUCCAAAAAGACGAAUGAUGAUCUUCCGAAUGAAAUGGUUCUUGGAGAUAAGAAAAGUAGUAACCGAGGUGAGAUAGCACAAUUUUUCGCAACACAUUUUGCCAAAGCGUACACUGAACCGGAUUAUACCAAAAAUGAGAAUUAUUCUGAAGAUGAACCAUUGCUAAAGGAUCUGUAUGCUAUUUUUCCAACUAUCAACAUUACUGAGGAGUUGGUUAUGGAUUCGAUAAAUAACCUUCCAAACAACAUGGUAUCUGGACCUGAUGGAAUACCAAAUAUUUUUGUCAAAGAAUGUACUACAGCAUUGUUGAAGCCAAUAACACACAUGCUGAAGAAAUCAUUAGACACUGGAUUUGUGCCUGAAAUUUGGAAAAGAAUGAAAAACCAAAUACAAACCGAUGCAAUUUACUUGGAUAUUGCGAAGGCCUUUGACUCGGUCAACAUUGAUUUACUAAUACGCAAAUUAGAUAUUAUGGGACUGAAUCAACAAUUACUCAAGUGGAUCAAAUCGUAUUUGUAUGGUCGCCAACAGAUUGUCAAAUUGAAUAAUGACAUGUCGAGCCCUAUUGAAGUUACAUCGGGAACUGGUCAGGUAACGGAUGUUAUUUCAACAUCCAAUACAGCCACUAAUGUCAUAAGUACUCAGUCAGUUCCAAAUCCGCUUUCAUCUACUAUUAUGGCCGAAAAACCAAAAUCAGACAAUUUUCAAUUUCCAAUGCCGAAUGAAACAGAAGACGAAAGAAAGAAAAGAUUUGAGAUGGAUAAAAGAGAAAGGGAAAAAUUCUUUGAUGCUAUACGAGCAAGUCAAGGUUAUCAUGAAAUUUCUAGUAUUCAUCAAGAUGAUCCUACCAUGAUUGCAUCUAAUAAUAAAAAACGCAAAAAUAAUGAAGAUUUGACAUUUAUUGAUAACGAAAGCUCAAAUAAUUUGAACACUAGAGUUGUAAAUCCAAGUACUGGAGCAGUUUCAAAAAACAUUGGAAGAACAAAUCCGAUUGGUCCCACGUUAAAUAAAAUUGAAGAAGAGGAUGAAGAAAAUAUGAUACCUUAUAACGUGAUGGAUAAUAUAAUAUAA